AUGAAUCUUCGUCGUGUAGAUAAAGGUAAAAAUUAUUAUUCUAAAUUAUACAAUGGUAAACAAACACUAAAUAACACACAACAACAACCAUCAAAUAAAACAAAACAAUAUUCUCCAUCAAAACAACAGAAUCGUCGUCAAACAGUAACAUCGGCAAUGAGAACAAUAAUAAAACGGGAAAUCGAUAAAUAUAAAUGGAAGCAAAAACAAAAAAAUAUGAAUAAAAUGAUGGACGAUAUUCGUUCGAUUGCACAGAGAUGUUUGAAACGAGCGUUAAAAGGUGGUCGAAAUGGUCCAACAAUCACAUCGGGGCUAUCAGUCAUUACUCCAGAGCAAUAUCUUUUUCUUCGACGCCAUUUCAUUGUUCGUGGUGGUAAAGCACGUCGAAAUGAAUUGUUAUUUCAACAAUUAAAUUUACAUACAGCAAUGAGAAGUAUUGGGGGCAAUCGAUUCGUCAAAGGCUAUGACCUUCAUUUUUCAAUUUAUCGUAAGAAAAAUGAACCAUAUCAAACAAAAGACUACAACUGGUAUUCAACAGAAGGUCAAUGUUCAUUUAUAGUUAAAUGUGUUCAAAUGGAUGACGUUGACUGA
Didymodactylos carnosus is the source of this 591-nucleotide messenger RNA. The record is from the annotation of a GenBank genome assembly. NCBI's taxonomy places the organism in Eukaryota, Metazoa, Rotifera, Eurotatoria, Philodinida, Philodinidae.